This is a messenger RNA of Mixia osmundae IAM 14324, 3308 nucleotides long. RefSeq lists its product as uncharacterized. Gene Ontology annotation, molecular function: protein binding. Gene Ontology annotation, cellular component: Pwp2p-containing subcomplex of 90S preribosome; small-subunit processome. The record is from RefSeq and is a predicted model, not a curated record. Bases 57 to 3308 code for a protein of 1083 amino acids. Gene Ontology annotation, biological process: rRNA processing. The transcript is spliced from 6 exons. Lineage: Eukaryota; Fungi; Basidiomycota; Mixiomycetes; Mixiales; Mixiaceae.
GAUCAUAAUUUUGUCAAAGCAGCAAAUCGCUUUUUAAGCUUGCUCCCACCUCAUCGAUGGCUACACCUGUAGCCAAGCGACUACGAUCAAGCAGUCACAGGCCGAUUGAUACAGCUCCUGCCGGAGAUGCAUCUCCCGGCGUCGCUGCAGACGGUCGCUUGAAAGGAAAAGAAAGAGCAUCUCCAGAGCCGCCUGUGAACGACUUACCCGUCGACGCCAGCCUUGCGCACGAACAGACAAGCAGCAGGACGUCAGACCGUCAUCUCGAGCUAAGACAGGUCGACAAGCGGAGGCUCUUCGCACCGUUUCGGGCCCUUUCGCUCUAUUCGAAUGACAUCCCCUUCGUGUUAUUGAGCCGCUCCUCGCCUCAUCUGAAGACGCCGGUGUUCAACCUGAUCACAUGCCUGGGAAGCUCAUGGGCAAUGUGGGACGUCAAAACGCUCAGCCUCAUACUGGCAGGCGAGGAUUGUGGCGGCACAAUCACUGCGCUUGCUGCAACGACAGAUGAGGGAAGCAAAGCGGAUGGCGGCGGGGGUGUCUAUGCAGCUUUUGCAGUCGACAAUGCAGGCCUUCUAAAUCACGGAUCUGCGAGCAAGAAACAUACGGCAGCCAGCUUUGAUCCUGAUCGGAGCCCAGAAGACCAAACAGGCCAGAAUGGCGUGCGGCGAUUCUAUCGUGGCAAGAUCACUGCUACACUGCCGCUUCCCGUCAAAUCACCGCCAUCGCAAACGGGCAGAGUCGCAGAGAAUGGCAUAUCGGCUCUCAACAUAUUUGGCACAACUCUCGUCGGUCUCGCUGAAGACGGCAGGAGUAUGUUUGUCUGGGACACACUCAUGAAUGGACUGCAUACGACCAUCGAAUUCCCGGCAGACUUUACCGCGACCAAGCUCGUGCAUCCCUCUACGUACAUCAACAAGGUCGUUGUUGGGUCGCGCGAAGGCGAGCUUGCUAUUUGGAACGUCUCUACAGGACAACUGAUUCACACAUUUGCUUCGACUGAGGUGCGCAAUAGCGUGAAUCGUCGCAAGAGCGCAGUCACACAGCUCGUUCAAUCCCCUGCACUCGAUGUAUUGGCCAUUGGUUUCGAAGACGGCAUCGUGACGCUUUUCGACGUCAAGGCGGGCGAUCUUCUUGCAGCUGUACAGAUGACAUCUGCUUCGUCUAUGAGCCUAGCUGCUACUGAUCAGAUGACAGAACGAUCCGAGAAGUUAUCCAUCGCUGGCAUCGCUUUCCGUGAUGACAAUGAAUCGCAUACGAUGGCCACAGUUUCACGGUCCGGUGAUCUUGCUAUUUGGGAUCUCAAGAGCGCAGACGACGAAAGCAGUGACGAGGACGAUGAUGCACCGGCGACCAAUCUCGUAAAGCUAUUGCACCUGGAGCGUCGAGCUCACGACGAUAGUAUCGGCGGCGUACAAUUCUUGCCGGGUCAGCCUGUCAUGAUCACAACCGGAGCAGACAACGCGAUCAAGCAAUGGCUCUUCGACUCUCCACUUUCUCCUCCACGACUCCUCAAGCACCGAUCUGGCCAUCACAAGCCGCCAAACCUCAUACGAUAUUACGGCGAUGACGGCAAAGCGAUGCUUUCUGCGGGUCGCGAUCAAGCAUUGCGAUAUACUAGCGUGGUGCGAGAGUCACGAUCGCAUGAGCUCAGCCAGCAAGGCGCUACGAAGAAGGCAGCGCAGCUCGGCAAAUCUGCAGAUAGUCUCAAACUCGCGACAAUAUCCAGCAUGGCAUUUUCGACCGCUCGGGCGUCUGACUGGGACAAUGUCCUGACUACUCAUCUUUCCUCACCCGCGGCAUACUCCUGGAGCGUUCGCAACAAGCGCAAGGGCGCGCAUACCCUGUCGAGCACUUCGAAGGGCGUACCCCAGGGCUCCGUUGAAGUGUCUGGCUCAGCUCGAUGCGUACAUGUUACCGCUUGCGGUCACUUUGGCCUUGUCGGCUACGCUGAACUGGGUCAGGUACUUUGCUGGAAUUUGCAGUCUGGCAUCUGGCGCAAGGCGUUCCAGAUACCUCGCUCCUCUUUGACAAACGGACGAACAAAUGCUCGAGCUUUGUCCGUCUCCGGCGUCGCAGUCGACGCACUAAAUCAAAUUGCAGUAGUCGCAACCCUAUCGGGCGAUCUACACUUCUUUGACUUUCACACGACAAAGCUCGUCCGCACAACCAAGCUUGCUUCCGGCAUCUACCAGAUGCUGCUACAGCGCGACAACGGACUGAUCGCUGUAGCUUGUGAUGAUAUGAUCAUCCGUAUCGUCGAUAUCGAGACGAUGCGCACCGUCAGAGAAUUGUCUGGUUUUCGCGGCCGAGUACUAGAUCUGGCAUUUUCACCAGAUUCUCGCUGGCUCAUUGCGUGCUCGCUCGACUACAUCAUUCGGACUUUCGACUUACCGACUAGCAAAAUGAUCGACGCCUUCCGUUGCGCGAGUCUUGCUACAAGCCUGACUUUCUCGCCAACAGGCGACUUCCUAGCGACUGCGCACAUCGACAGCGUCGGCGUCUUCCUUUGGGCAAAUCGAGCACAAUUUGCGGAAGUGUCAUUGCGGUCUGUCGUCGAUGAUGAAAGUCCAGAGCUUGUCGGUCUACCGACAGUCAGUGAGGAUGCGGCAGAAGGCCUGGAUGCGCUAGCGGAUGAAGAGGAUCAAGCCGCAUCAGAGCUAACCCUAGACAAGUAUCUCGGCGACGGUCUGGCAACAUUGACCCUGAUGCCGAGAAGCAAGUGGCAAACGCUUCUCAAUCUCGAUACGAUCAAAAGUCGUAACAAGCCUGUCGAGCCACCCAAAGCACCUGCUCAAGCGCCUUUCUUCCUGCCCACUUUGCCAGGAACGGAGACUCGCUUCGAUUUGAGCUCGCAGCUCGGACAGAAUGCCACCGAUGGAGACGAGAUUACGUCUCGCGUCGGUCUACAGACUGCGCAAUUUGAUAGCGAGUUCGCUCGAAGGCUUACUGAGGAUACGCAAGAUGCAGGCUUCUUUGCUCAUGCCAUCAGCCUACCACCUUCGACAAUCGACGUCGAAAUUCGCAGUCUUUCGCCUGACCAGCUCGUACCUUUCAUCAAGCUGUUGACGCAGAGGUUGAGGUCACAUCAGGAUUUCGAAGCAAUUCAGGCGCUUCUAGCAGUCUUCUUGCGAACGCAAGGCGAAAGCAUCAUCAGCUCGGUGGGUCAAGCAGACGCGAUGGAGAAGCAAGCCAUCUUGGACGCAUUGGACGAGCUCAGACAGGAGCAACGCAAAGGUAACGAUCGUAUAGGCCGACUGAUCGGGUUCAGCCUGGGCGCGCUGGGCUUUGUGCGAAAUGUCACCACCUGA